AUCUAAUCGAUGCUCUUUAUGCUGUUGCUCUCACUAGUGCAUUCAUAAAUAUAUGAUUGCAAAAUUCAAUAAGGAGAAUGUUCAGAUAACUAUGAACCAGUUUGUGGGUUAAAUAUUUCCAAUACACCCAUCUAAACUUUUGUUAAUUAUUGCUAUGCUUGUAAAGCAAGUUAGGUGGUGAAGUAUCUAAAAGGGGAUUGUUAAAAGAAGGGAGAUGACACUAAAAUCGAUAUUCCACAGACAUCUGUCGGAGUGGAUAACAAUAGUCCUAAACCUACUUCUGGAAAUUAUACUUAGACCAUAUCUUGUACUAAUCCCAGACCCAGUGUAUGCGAUACCAGGUAAAUAUCAUUUAGAACCUAUUUAGUGUAAAAUCUAUAUGUGGACUCUUUGAUUCUACUAUUAAAUGUACUGGAUAAAAUUGUUUACAGCAAUUUACCAAUGAGUGUUUGGCCUGUAGAAAUACUUCAAUUCAUAGUUACUUCGUUGGAAAUUGCUCUGAAUAUAAGUAUAUUAAUAAAUUAAUAAUUUAAGGCCUUAGACUCCUACAGUAAUUUAAUGUAGCACUGAGUCUUCAAAGAACUGCGAAUUGAAGGAACAAGUUACUGUUUGUGGCUUUUUAGAUGAAACUGCUGUUUGUUAAAACCCACCUUGUUUGUAACCAUUUGAUAACAAAUGUGAACCAUGCCAAUAAGUCAAUAUUACAUCUUAUUUUGUUGGUGAUUGCAACCAAUACUAAGAACUGUUUUAUAGUGCUGAACAAUAAUCAGAUACUUUUGUGGCCAAUUACCAAUAUUGCUAGGCUCAAAGACCUACUGAGUGUGAUCAACAAUAUGUUCAAACAUGUGGGGUCUUGAAGUCUUGCAAUGGUAAUGGAUGCGAAAGAACCUACGAUAAUCCUUGCAGUGCUUGUCAGAAUAAUGAAAUUGAAGGUUACUAUACUGGAGAAUGUUUAAAUAGCUAUGCGUCACUAAUCUCAAUGUUAAUUAUUGCUUUGUUAAUAUAAUGA
Molecule: messenger RNA, 1009 nt
Organism: Paramecium octaurelia
Lineage: Eukaryota; Ciliophora; Oligohymenophorea; Peniculida; Parameciidae
Source: the annotation of a GenBank genome assembly